CAUCAGCUGUUCAAGUGAGCCAACCUUCUUAAUUCAACCAUGCCUACAACUUUGCUCUCGAUUGGCACACAGCCUUGAUAUCGAUUGUGACAUUUUCCAUCAGAUCAGCCGCUUAAAGCAAUCGACCAAUUUAAUUGUUUUAUCCACAACUAUGGUUUUGUGCAAAUUCUACCAGCAUGGAACUUGUCGAUUUGGUUCUAAGUGUCACAAUGAACAUUUUGACGUUCGGCAAAUUAUUAAAACUGAUGUGGAGGCAGCUAUCAACGGUAAACAAUGGCCACUUUCAUCCUAUGGUCCUUUUAAGGAUAAACCCAGCAUUCCCAAUUUUAUUGAUGACCAAUUAUUUGAAGAAGUGCGUAUGCUAUGUUAUGAAGCUAAGCAGAAUAAAUCUCUCCAACAAUUUCAUUUGAGAUUUACAAAUGAGGUUUUAGAAGCAUCUAAUAAAAUGAAAGCUUUACUGAAUAUGACUCCUGAUAUUGUCGAUAUAGUAAUAAAAUGCUAUGAUGCCCCCGCUGUAGACAAUAAUUCUGCCCAAACUGGUAUUCCGUUUGGAGCAAUAUCGUCAGGCGGUGGUUUCUUCGGGAAUUCGUUGGCGCAUAUCUCUUCGAAUGAAAAUGUGUUUGGUGCCGGUAAACAGGAUAACAAUAGCACAUUGGAAAUUAAAAGUAGCUUUGAAGGGGGUUUUAAUAACUCUUCGAACCAGAGCAUAUUUGGUUCAUCGACUGUGUUUGGAAAUACAAAUGUUCAGCAACAAACUUCCAGUAUGUUUAGUCAGCAUCAUCAGCCCUUGUUUUCGCAAUCUCAGCAACAAAGCUGUGGUAAUGGCUUUGGGUCUUUCUCUCAGCAAGUUCCAAAAUCAUUUGAACAAUCACAGUUUAGUGGCAAUAUUUUUACGCCAACGGCUCCAUCAACCAAUACUCUAAACCAGACUUCCUUGCAGCUUGAAAAUCGACAUGAAAUCAUGGGACAAUCAUCUAUACAUCCAAUGCCGCAGUCAAAUAACCAACCUGUGUUUGGACAACAAUCGCAAAAUCUGUUUGGAACGCAGUACACACAACAUGAUCCAAUAAGUAUACCACAUAGUAUAAAUUCAACGAUCAAUAAUCCUCAUAGAAAUGGGCACGAUAUUGAGGUAUCAAGUGUAUACAGCAAUAUAGAAACUUUAACUGCAGUCGAGAUUGAAGCAUUUAAGUCAAAUAGUUUUCAACUAGGAAAAUUGCCAAAGAAUCCACCACCUAAAGAGUUAAUCAACUAAUUCUCCAAAGCGCAUUUAUAGAACGUACCAUUCAUUAUUCCGCAAUAGUUCUUGCUGCAAUUCAUUGGCAAGUUGCAACCAUCCUGAAGUUGAAAUGUGGGAUCACAACAGAAAUAAAAAUUUGUAUUAUGGCUGGUAUUGUGUUUGUUUUUCACAUUGGAAAGCCCACAUUUUUCCCGAUUACGUUUUGAAACACAAAAAAAAUUCAUUGAUAACAAUACUUUUAUUAAAAUUAUUUCAUAACUUAUGGGGAAAUGUCCUACUGAAUAAAAUCAGGACUUUUUUGCUUCAGAAUCUAUUAUCCAAUAAAAGUAAUCAUGAAAAAUUUUCUCGAAAAGCCAACAUAGUACCAUCAUUUACGCAUAUUAUUUUAUUAAUGCCGGUAAUAGUGCUUCAGCAGUCUGGAAAAUGAAAGAAAAAAUAAACAAUACAAAUAAAUCAACAUAAGAAAGUAUAGAUGUUAUAAAAUUUCAACAACAUAAAUGUAUUUUAAUAGAUUAUAUACUGCUGUA
Stomoxys calcitrans (stable fly) is the source of this 1767-nucleotide messenger RNA. Its product is annotated as nucleoporin NUP42. The record is from RefSeq and is a predicted model, not a curated record. Gene Ontology annotation, molecular function: metal ion binding. Bases 152 to 1255 code for a protein of 367 amino acids. The transcript has a single exon. Lineage: Eukaryota; Metazoa; Arthropoda; Insecta; Diptera; Muscidae.